Diabrotica balteata is the source of this 6414-nucleotide messenger RNA. Lineage: Eukaryota; Metazoa; Arthropoda; Insecta; Coleoptera; Chrysomelidae. The record is from the annotation of a GenBank genome assembly.
AAAACAAUAAAUUUGAAGGGUUAUGAAUGUAUAGCUUAAUAUUCAAUUAAUGCAAUUAAGAGAAUAAUGUCAAAAGAAGCACAAUAUGGUUUAUUAUACAGUGAAUACGAAUAUUCAUCUUAUUUACGCGUACCAUUCGAAAAGUUCUGUUUGGUUUUAGUAGGAAUACCAUUUGUAGCAUUGAUUUUUUGCAUAUUUUACUCCGUCCUAUUUAAUUUUGAGAGUGCCACUUACACUCAUUGUGAAGUUUACAAUAUGCUUCCUUCAAUAUCUGCUGCCAUAGGAAGUUUUUCUCCACAGAGGGAAAUAUGGCAAAUGGCCAUUGCUGUGCAUGCAGUUCCAAGAUUUAUAAUUGCAUGGCAGUAUUUACAUUUACAUUAUAGCGUGCUACAUUCACAAGAUAUUUGGAUUGCACAAGUUGCGUUCUUCCUUAAUAUUGUGGAGAAUAUCUCUUUAAUAGUGUUGUCUUUCUUUGUGUCCUCACAAAAUUAUGCUGUACAUAAGAAAGCCUUUGUAAUGUUUAUUAUUACAUCAGAAAUCUAUAUGAUUCUGAGCUGUAUUCUUCAAAGUCGUUUUAAGAAGCAGUUUCGGAUAAGUUUGAAAUGGAAAAAGCGAUUUUUAGUAACCAAUGUGAUAUGUAUCUUAGCGGCUACAUAUUUUUUUAUGAGGCACAAUUCAUUCUGUGAACCUUAUGUGUACACGUUAUUCGCAUUAUGUGAGUAUAUCGUAGUACUUUCCAACAUGGCGUUCCAUUUGACAGCUUACUUCGAUUUUAAAAAUAAAGACAUUGUGAUCUAUAAACAUGGCCUUGCUCUGACAGAAAGAUAAUAUUUAGUCAUUUAGCUAGUCAUUUAAAAUUGUUUAUUUAAUUUAUUUUUUUGGUUAUGGGGUGAAUGUCGAGAAAGUUUUGAAAACAGUAUUAUCUUAGUAUUGAAACUAUACAAAAUAGCUUCUCAAAAAAAUGUGGUGGUUAUUUUGUGUAAUAUUUUCUGAUAGGUGCAAGAGUAUUUAAUAUUGUGGUGAUUGACCCUACCACUGCCAUUGGUUGAUUAACAUAGUAACAAAUAUACAGUGAACAUAGGUUUUGGUUUUGGUGGGAAUUAAAUAAAUACUUACUAGAUGUUUUGAACGAAACUCAUUUCACACUGAAUUGAAUUAAAUUCAAGUUUUGACUUUUAUAAUUGUACCGAAGAAUAAUUUUUUAAGACAAAACUUUCUCAAUGACAAACAAAGAAUUUAUGGAAUGCCUUAUUUUGGUAAGAAAUUAUUAGCAAGACAUAACAAGAAAAUUCCACUCAGUGUUCGCUUAGUCCGAUGCUGUAUUUUAAAAGAUGCAUGCACCAUAACGUGCAUGGUGCAGGUGAUGCGUCAUAUCCUUUCAAAAUGAGUGCUAUGUACUAGACUUACUGCAUACAUACCUACAUGUAAUAUAAGGAUUUUCUUAAUAUUGUUCUGAAGCUAUUUUCUUGUGGCAUUUUAAAUUAAUUACUAUUUAACUGGGAAUAAGCCACAAUUAAAGAAAAAAAUACGUUUAUUGACGUUUCAAUUUCCACUUCGGAAAUCGUUCUCAAAAUGCAAACACUGUUUGUAUUUUGAUGAUAGGUUAAUCUUGAAUUAACCAUUUUCACGAACAGUUUACAUGAGAACAAGUUAGGGAGAUUGGCUUGUACGAUUUUGGCAGGCUUGAGGGUUGCCAUAUUUUGUCGUAAGAUUCAGCAGUGUUACGGGGCUGGAAUGAGAUAAGUUUCGGAUAAAUGUAAAUGAAAUAUUAUCUGGCCCAGCAGCAGAGUCUUUACUAGAAGCUAGAACUACAGAUAAUUUUUGUUUUGUAAAAGGCAGUUUGAUAUCGGCGACAUCAUGCCUACUAAUUUCAGAAACAUGAGAAAUUGAUGAAUUCUGCUCAUUUAGACUUUGAUUCUGCUCGAGCUCAGACCUGAUUUUCCGUGCGAAACUUUCAGCUAUAAUUUGCGAAAUUGUUUGGUUGUCUGCAAUUACUUUCCCUUCCUGUGUUACUGCUGAAAUUUUUGGGGGAGUUUUAUGUCCUUUCAUUUGUCUUAUCACAAGUAUCACUAGUAAGAGUAGAAGCAAACAUACUUUUUUUACAUAUUACAUACAAACAUAUUUCUGUUUCUUCGAUAACUGGUAAUAGCCGUUUUACAUUGUCGUACAAUUAAUUCGCAUUCUGCAUUCCACCAUGGUACUACCCUUUUAGAGGGGCAUAUUGUUAUUUUUUGAACAUGACUUUCUGUGGCCAUGAUAAUCCAUUUAUUAAAAAGGAGUUAUUGUUGAAGAAUGAAAGAUGAUUUUCGUCACUAAUCUUAGAAUUAUUCCAGUCUCUUUAGCGACAUUCCAUUUAGUUAUGGUGCAAUAUUUUUAUCGCUAUUUGUUAUGACUAUUGGGAAGUGAAUACUAUCCUACAGACUAACUGUAGAGUAUGCCAUGACAUCAGCUAACUUGGGAUCACAUAUGCUUAAAUCAAUAGAGAAGACAUUUCUUGAUGCAACAAUAAACUAUGUACUGGCUCCAAUAUUUAUCAAACAAGCAUUGCAACUGAAUACACUUUUUCUAUGAUUUUUUCUCUACCGAUUGUUUUCUUAGAGCCCCACAUACUGUUAUGCGGGGUUCUACAUAGCCCCAUUUAGUAUAUGGGCGAUAACAUAAGUCUUUAACGUGUAUAAACAGAUUAGGUAGUUGGCAGAUUAUUUCAUCAAAGUCAGGUUAUAAUUAGGUGGAAUAUAAGUAUGUACUGCUUAUGGUUAUUUUGUCGGGACACCAGUUACUACUAUAUCCGUCAAAUUAGUUGGUGAUUAGGAUAUGACGUAAAGAAAAUAAAUCUUUGGACUCAAAAUAGAUGUUUUUCCACUUGCCCUUGUAAACGUUUUCCGAAGAAUAUUGCAACCUUGCAACAUUCAACAUGUUUAAUUAAGCAAAAACUACAUUAAAAUUGGAUGAUGUUAAAAGUGUUAUUCGAUCAGCAUUCGCUCACAUCCGAGUAUCAUUACCUAUAUUUUGACAUAAAAUUUUUAUGAAUUUGGAAUAAUUAAUUUACUACUGACAUAAUAUCGUUGAAAUAUGUAUAGCUAGGUGUGGUUCUGAAACCACAUUUUGGUUAUUUUGGCUUGAAACCCAAUUUGGAAUUAUUUCAGGUUUUGAAAUAAUUCCAAAUAAUUUACUAGUUAAAUAGCUGGGCCUGCAGAACAAAAAGAUUGUUUAUACAAAUAUAGUAGUAUUCUGAUAUGGCUUAUUAUAUUAAUCAACCAUCAAUAAAAAUAUUCCAGGGGCAAUCAAAUAUCUUGCACUUAUCAGAAAUUUGGAUGAUCCAUCACUAUUUUGUAAGAGUCUUCCGAUUGGACUUCUUUGUUAGUAAUUUUUUUAUAUAAUUUUAUAUGUGGUUUAGAAUACUAUUUCGUAACUAUCUAAAUUUUAGGUUUAUAAUUGCCCAAAUGUAAUAUAAUUGCUGAUCAAUUCAGUACUUUAUAGUAGGUACAAUUGCGAUGGUCAAUCUUAAAAUAGUGAAAAGGGUUGACAUUAGACAAGAAAAAUAUUUACUUAAGUUAUAAGCUACAUCGUAUAAAUGUAGGAGCUCUAUUUGAACUGUAUCUACUUCCUAGUUGUUAAAGUAGCCUCUGACAACCCAUGUCGGGUAGCUCUAUUAGAUCCCAGACUCAGUACAACACAGUGUUCCAUCUCCAGCGCAAAUCGAGAGUAGUGGUAGUUGUCGCUGGGAUUGCGUGCUUACAGAGAGAUAGCCUCGUUACAAACCAAGCUGUACUUAAGACUCUAAAGUCUACAAGUCUACUAUUUUUUGAAGUUUUAUCGACAGCGUGACCGUAAUUAACUCGACGGAAACUCUCUACAAUGAGAUGUAUAAUGCGAUAUCAAUAGUGCCAGUACUCGGGGAAUCUGUGAAAAUCAUUCGCUUGUCAUCUGCCUCUGCGCAUUACGCGUGAGAUUUAGUUGAAGCGUUAUUAUUGCGGUAAAAGAGAUUACCUUUUUGCUGGGCUCAGUACAUUCACCAAUAUUAAUCUCUUGAGCCUGUGUUAGAUAGAAUUCAAAUAUGGAUCUAUCAUGAUCUGAAUUUCAUUACACACAAAGAUCUUGCGUGAGACUAGAACUUGUAACCUUAAAACGAACUUGGUAAUUCAAUUUUAAUUAUGCCAAGAGGUCUAAAGUUUAUACUGCUAGGGUAAAUGAAAAUUAAUAAAACGUUUUUAUAUUGUCACGUUUUACAUUCAAUGUUAUGCACCAAGAACCGGAUAACUCGAACGGUAGAGUGUUUGACAAUCUCGCAGGUACCUGUCGCGGCGAAAACAUCUAGGUAUUUUUAAAAUAAUCUUGAAUCGACCUGAAGCUCUAAAGGUCUCAGUCGACUUACUUAUCCUGAAUAAAAUGAGUAUCGAGGGUAAUAAUAGGUGGUUGAAGGUUGUGUUGAUCCUGUUACCUCCUUGUAUAAUAAAGGCACAAACUACCCUAGGCUAAAAUCCUGGUGGUAUAAACGCAUGGUAUUAAUACUUUCUAAAUUUAAGCCAUACAACUCCACUCUCUCUAAUUCCAGUUACCUUCGGUGAAUAAAAAGAUUGAGAAGCGGUCUUAUGGAGAUUUUCACUGAGACUCAGGUAUUUGCCGUAUGCCGUUAUCUAUAAGGUUCUUUGGAUAACACCAGUAUUGGUUAAGAUAAUUGGUACGGUUUGGGUACUUUUAGACACUUCUGUCACUAUCUGAAUGAUUUCAGGAAUUUACAGACUCUUAUCAGCCGUAACAGAUAGUAAGUCAAUACAAAGAAAAAGCCAAGUGGCAGCAAAAAUAAAAAUAUAACUAACAACUUAACUGGAGAAUAGUAUUUGGAGAAGGCGGUAUAAUUUCGAAUUGUACGAGAAGUAUUAAGAAAUAGUUAACGGCGUAGCAAACUGGCAGCGGUUGGUUUCGCAGCCGGCGAAAAAAUGAACUUAUUGCAUCUCAGGAAAUCAACAGCAGAAUAGAGCAAGUCAGAAUAUCAUUUAAGAAGAUACAAAAUGUAGUGACCAAUAGAGUAUUAAGAACUCCCUUAAGAAUAUGUUUUUUACACUGUUAUGUCUUCACUGCUAAAGCAAUGUGUAAAAGAAUGAGGUGUUCGAGAUGUGAACUUGCUGUUAAUUGUAAAGAAUAUCAUGGACCGAAAAAGUGACGAAAAGAGCAGUUUUACAACCUCUCAACAAAGAAAUAAAGGUUCUGAAUACCAUAAAAAGAAGAAUAUUGUAGUACUUUGCCCACGUGAUGAGAAAUCCGAAAUAUGAAGUACUACAUGUAGUUAUUCAAAUAAAAAUAGAAGAAAAACGUAGUCCUGAACGAAACAUGCAGUUUUUCCUAGUCGUGGACCCUGUUUAUCUGCUAUUUUCUCUUGCAUUAUAUUUGGUAGCAAUCUAUAUUUAAGGCCUCUCAUUACAUGUCCGAAUUACUCCAAUGAUCCUUGGAGGGUCUUGAGUUAUGGAGGACGAUGCGCUUAAAAAGAAGAAGAAGGGUACUUUCCAUUCUCCUUUGUGUCCUUAUUCCUAGCUAAAGAUCUCUGUACUUGACGAUAUUCUCGUUGUAUUUAACACGCAGAUUAUUAUUAUAUCAACACACUGAUAAGUAUUGUUUGUUUAGUUAGUCAAUUAUGAGAUCUGGUCUAUUAUGUGCCACUGGUUGGUCUGUAAGCACGGUACGGUCCCGGUGUUGCUUGUAGUUGUCAUUACUCAGCACACCAUCAGCGACAUAUUAAUGAUUUGGAAGAUGGUUAGUUUGAAGUCAAUCUCGUGAUGGAGUAUCUUUCCUACUGAGUCAUACCGUUCUUUAUAUUCAAUUGCAGCAAAUGCCUGACAGCCAUCGAUAAGUUGUUGGGUAGUUUUUUGAUUAUUAAUAUUAUUGUCACGCACAAAUUUCUUUCGUAUACUUUUUCUUUGUUUAUUCUUAGCGACUAAUAUAAUGAUGUCAGCCCUUGUGAUUUUCUAAAGCAAAUUAUACUCAUUCUUCAAGAUUUUUUAACGAAUAGAAAAAUAGAGAAUAAAAAUUAAAUCUUUAUUUAGAUAGUUGUGGAAUCAGUAGAUAAAUUCGAAGACUCCGGUACUGUUUUCAGUCAUUUAACAAAGCGUACUUCUUUUUGAGAGAACAAGUGGUAUUUAAAAAAAUGUGAUUUUUAUAUGAAAUAUUUUUAUUGAUAUGACCAGUAGAUGUUAAGAAAAAAAAAGAUGUCCUACAUAAAUACUAGAACUGACUUUUAGUCUUUUAUAUAAUCACUUUAUCAAAGGAUCUUGUAUAGACAAUACAACAUUCUGAAUUACUUUAAACGAACUAUGAAGCCGCAAGUAGGGGUUCCAAAUCAUUGCUGCUAUUUUUAAAAUCUGUAUAUAGAAAAUAUUAUUGGUUGUUCAGUUCGUUUUAAUAAAUUCAUGAAUAUGU